This is a messenger RNA of Humulus lupulus (European hop), 1029 nucleotides long. RefSeq lists its product as uncharacterized. The coding region runs from base 1 to 1029 and encodes 342 amino acids. The record is from RefSeq and is a predicted model, not a curated record. NCBI's taxonomy places the organism in Eukaryota, Viridiplantae, Streptophyta, Magnoliopsida, Rosales, Cannabaceae. The transcript has 2 exons.
AUGAGUUUGCAAAGGAUAAGGCUAGAGUUGAAAGACCAUUUUGGAAUUGAAGCUACAAACAGACAACUUUGGAAAGCUAGACAAAAAGCUAGAGAAGAUGGGGGCUAUGAUUAUGCUCACUCAUAUGGCAAUUUGAGGCAUUAUGCUGCUAUGAUUCACAAAACUAACCCUGGGAGUACUGCUAUUAUACAGAGAAAUCUAGUUCCAGUUGAGCAAAAUCUAGAUGAUGAGAAUUUGGAGGAUGAUAAUUUGGCAGCCCCAAUAAUGAAGUCUCAGUUCAACAGAAUUUUCAUUUGCUACUCAGGUGUGAAAACAGGUUUCUUAGCAGCAUGUAGACCAUUUUUUGGCUUAGAUGGUUGUCAUCUAAAAGGGCCAUACAAGGGCAUCUUAUUGUCUACAGUGGGGCUUGAUGCCAAUCUUCACUUCUAUCCAAUUGCUUAUGCAAUUGUAGAAGCCGAGAACAACUCUAGUUGGAAAUGGUUUUUGGACUUGUUGAGAAACGAAAUUGGAGAUACUAAUAAAGGCCAACCAUGGUGUAUCAUGAGUGACAGACAAAAGGUAAAAAAGUUUGGCACAUCACACCUUCAAGGUCUCUUUUGGGCAGCAGCUGAGACAGCCAAUUUUGAGAAUUUCAAGCGAAUAAUGGAGCGGAUUAAGGAAUUCAACCUUGAGGCACAUGUCUGGCUGAGCAAUAUUGACUUUAAGCAUUGGACAAUGAGCAAGUUUGAUCCAAAUGUGAAGGUAGAACAUCUCACCAAUAACUUUGUCGAGUCAUUUAAUGAUUGGAUAGAAGACCAUCGAUACAAGGCCCCAAUUGAGUUGCUAGAGGGUAUAAGAAUACAACAAACAACCAUGAUGGAUGCAAGGAAUGCAACAGUAGACAGAUGGGAGCACAAGCUCACUCCAAAAGUCCAUGUGAAGGUGCAAGAACUCCAUAAAAGAGAACGUUUUGCAUUAGUAACAAGGGUUGGAAAAGAAGAAUUUCAGGUGGAUUAUGACAAAAAAAAGGUGUACUAUUCGACUGAAUGA